Molecule: messenger RNA, 3792 nt
Organism: Oryzias melastigma (Indian medaka)
Lineage: Eukaryota; Metazoa; Chordata; Actinopteri; Beloniformes; Adrianichthyidae
Product: neuronal acetylcholine receptor subunit alpha-7
Exons: 10
Coding region: 292-1998 (568 amino acids)
Biological process (GO): monoatomic ion transmembrane transport; chemical synaptic transmission; signal transduction
Cellular component (GO): neuron projection; synapse; postsynaptic membrane
Molecular function (GO): acetylcholine-gated monoatomic cation-selective channel activity; transmembrane signaling receptor activity
Source: RefSeq, a predicted model, not a curated record
GGCGGGGCAUGUAAUCCCCAGAAGACGUGCAAGUCCAGAGACUGUUUCUGCUCUUUCUCCAAUUAUCUGAUGCGCGUGCGUUUAUAUGGGGGUGGGGGGCGCGCUAUAAGAAGAACUAUAAGUUGGCUGGGUCUCACGCGGCGGACAGGUGGCUGUCAUCAUCAUCAUCAUCAGGAAGCGCGCGCUUUUGCGCCUUGGAUGUAUGGAUGUGCAGAGAGGAGCAGCGGGAAAGGAGCAACCCCGAAUGCAAAGUGACUCCUAAAGUGGCACCCAGUGCGCGCUCGCGCGUGGAUGUGCGCGCACAAUCUGCUCCCAGCAUCGGACAAGGUUAAGGAGAGAGGGAGCUGCGCGGAGCAGGCAGAGGGAGCAGCAGCCUGUCAGAGUUUCAGAGGGUUCUGCUGCGCGCGUGCCAUGGAGCCUCACAGACGCGCCGCAUCCCUGCUGCUCGGAGUUUAUCUGUGGGCGACUUUCUGCUGUCAAGGAUGCCAUGGUGGUGUGUACCAGAGGAAGCUCUACCGUGACCUGAUGGUGAACUACAAUCGUCUGGAGAGACCUGUCCAGAAUGACUCUGCACCCAUCGUGGUGGAACUCGGGAUCACGUUGCUGCAGAUCAUUGAUGUGGAUGAAAAGAACCAAGUGUUGAUCACCAACGCCUGGCUGCAGAUGUACUGGACAGACAUUUACCUGUCAUGGAGCCCAGAGAGCUACCCCGGGGUUCAGAACCUCCGUUUCCCCUCCAACAUGGUGUGGGUUCCAGAUAUCCUUCUCUAUAACAGUGCGGACGAAAGGUUCGAUGCCACCUUCCAUACAAAUGUGUUGGUCAAUGCGUCUGGAUACUGCCAGUACCUGCCUCCAGGUAUCCUGAAGAGUACCUGCUAUAUUGAUGUGCGGUGGUUCCCGUUUGAUGUACAGAAGUGUGACCUAAAGUUUGGCUCCUGGACCCACAACGGUUGGCUGCUGGACCUCCAAAUGAUGGAUGCUGACAUCUCCACCUACAUUCCCAACGGAGAAUGGGAUCUUGUAGGAGUGCCGGCGAAGCGUAACGAGCUGUACUACGACUGCUGUAAGGAGCCCUACCCUGAUGUGACGUACACGGUGACCAUGCGCCGCAGGACGCUCUACUACGGCCUCAACCUGCUCAUACCCUGCGUGCUCAUCUCCGGCCUGGCCCUGCUGGUCUUCCUGCUCCCCGCCGACUCUGGGGAGAAGAUCUCACUGGGCAUUACAGUGCUGCUGUCUCUGACGGUCUUCAUGCUGCUUGUAGCGGAGAUCAUGCCGGCCACUUCCGACUCUGUUCCUCUGAUUGCUCAGUACUUUGCCAGCACCAUGAUGAUCGUCGGUUUGUCUGUGGUGGUAACAGUCCUGGUUCUUCAGUUCCACCACCAUGACCCACGAGGAGGGAAGAUGCCUAAGUGGGUCAGAGUUUUCUUACUCAACUGGUGUGCUUGGUUUCUCCAUAUGAAGAAACCUGGAGAUGACAGACAAACAGCAGUGAGUCCUCCAACCUACAAGUACUGCAGCUCUCCUCAUCACACCAGCUCCAGCAGCAUUCAGAUGAGCACCAUACCGGGACAGCCAUCCGCCCAAGCAACCACCACCACCAAUGGUAACAUGAACCUGUACUUUGGCUACCACUCCAUGGGCACAGAAAACCCAGCGUUUCCCCUGGGCUCCACCUCCAGUGUGAUGGUGUGCGGGGGUGGUGAUGGAGGAAACCACCUGAAUGGUUCUUCCCAACUCGAUCUGGACCAGACGAGGACUUUGCUGCUGGAGCAGGUUCCAGAAAUUACGCAGAUUCUGGCGGAGGUGCAGUACAUCGCCAGGCGCUUCAGGGAGCAGGAUGAGGGCGAGGAAAUCUGCAGCGAAUGGAAGUUUGCUGCAGCCGUGGUGGAUCGGUUGUGUUUGGUGGCCUUCUCCCUUUUCUCCAUCAUUUGCACCUUUGCCAUUCUCAUGUCAGCCCCAAACUUCAUCGAGGCAGUGUCUAAAGACUUCACAUAAAGCUGAUGAAGCUCCUCUAACAUGGUUGGGACUGCAUAUGGAUCCUAUCAUACCAGGUUCUGUUUGCUUAAGUUAUUUUCAAAUGUUUAAAUAUCAAACUUUUUCCUUGCCUUUAUAUAUUUACAUAUAUUUUUCAAGAUUGACGUUGGAGGAAAUAAUUUGAUCACUUGCCGAUUUAGUAGGUUUCUUACCUAAAAAAUGUCACCCUCAUUGCAGAAAAUCAAGAAAUCCACUUAAAUAUUCUAUAUUCAUUUAUUUGCAUUUCAUUAAGGGAAAUAAGUAUUUGAACCAGUAAGAGUUCUGGUUCACACAGACCAGUUAGACUCUCCUAACCAACCCGUCACCUUAACUGACACCUGUUUGAACUGAUGACCUGUUGAAAAUUCACCUGUCCACAGAAUCACCCAUAAGUCAGACUCCAAACUCUCCAACAUGGAAAAACUAAAGAGCUUUCAGUGGAUUUAAGGGAGAAGAUUGUAGACCAGACUACAAUGGACUACAAAACCAUUAGCAACAAGCUAGAGGUUAAAGGUCUCAAGAACAUGAUCAUCAGUCCACCUGUAGGUCUGGGGCUCCAAACCAGAUCUGACCUGGUGGUGUUUCCAUGGUCAUGAGAACAGAUAGAAAUGGUCCUAAAACAACAACAGGAGAUAGUUGAUGAUCUGAAAGCAGCUGGAACCACAGUCACCAAGAAAACUAUCGGGAAGACUUUACACCACAAUGCUUGAACAUCUAUCAGUUCUGGUAAAGUCCUCCAGUUUAAGAGGACAUGUGCUGACCCUCCUGAAGUGUGUCCAUGAAGACCUUCAUGAUUCAGAGAGUAAUUGGAGAAGGACCAACAUGGAUCUCUUUGGCUUUAACUCAACCAUUAAAAGGAAGAGAAAUGCUGCAGAUGACCCCAAGAACACAAUCCCCACUGUCAAGCAUGGAGGUGGAAGCAUUGUGGUUUGGGGAUGUUCUUCUGCACAGGGAAACUUCACUGUGUCUUCCUCCAGGAGGAUUAAAUGGGUCAUGGAUGAAUCUUCCAACAGGGUCAUGACCCAAAAGGCCAAAAAGCUGAACAAGGUCAUGGAGUGCUCUCUGGACCUCAAUCCUCUAGAAAACCUCCGGAGAGAGCUGGAGCUCAGACUUGUUAAGCAACAGCCACCAAAUCUGAAUCAUUCAGAAAUCAUUUGUAAAGAAGAGUUGACCAAAAUUCCUCCUGAUCUGUGCAGAAAACUCAUCAUCAACUAUAAAAAAACCCUGACCUCUCUGCAGAUAAUAAGGGUUUGCCCCAAAGUUCUAUUUCUGUCAAUGAAAUGCUAAUAAAUGUAUUUAAAUUCUUUAAGGUGGAUUUCUUGAUUUUCUAUCUCUCAUUGUUCAAACAAAUCUACGUUCGAGAUAACAAACUGUCUCUUCCUUUUUGGUGGGCAAACUUACAAAAUGAGCUAAAGAUCAAAUACUUAUUUCCUCUACUGUUUGGUUCAUAAACCAUGGCCACAUGAAAAGCUUCCUGUCGAAGUGACAUGAAACAACUCUCCACCUACCAUACAAAGGAUGGGGUUUUGUUAGUGUGUACAUUCUUUUGUAAAUAUAAUUUUUAUUAAGCUGAGACAAUAGUACAACAGAAUUCAAAAAUCAGAUCAAUUAUCUGUAUAACAUGAAAAUUUACAAUAUACACUGUCUAUAAAAAAAUCAAAACAAAAAAAAAACUCUGUCAGCAAUAAGUCAUUUUUAGGAAAUAGCAACAUUUUUCAUGACUGUUUUUCCCAGGCUCCAAAUAAAAGAAGUUUUGAGGUUUGUAAGUUCUAAUCA